AGACAGCAGAAAGUCAUUUCUUUGGCCUCCAUCUGACUGCCCUUGGCCCCUCCAGCAGCAUGAGACUGACAGCCUUUGCCCUGCUCCUGACUCUGGCGCUCACAACCACCAUCAAUGUAGAGUGUGCCAGAGGUCGCCAGCGGAUUGAUUGUAGUAAGUUUAAAAAGUUGCCACCAGGAGAAGUGAGAAUUUGUUAUUCCAUGUAUGCACCAAUUUGUGGAUCUGAUGGCAGAACUUAUACCAAUGAUUGCACCUUUUGUGAUAAAGUUAUGAAAACUGACAACAAGCUUAAAUUUGUACAUUUUGGAAAGUGUUGAAUCUAUCUUGUGAUUUACGUACAAGAAAAUUUCUUCCACAUAAUCUUGCCACCACUCUAUCCUGAUUUCCUCGGAGAGUAAAGUAGACCUACGUGAGAUGAA
Phyllostomus discolor (pale spear-nosed bat) is the source of this 419-nucleotide messenger RNA. RefSeq names its product serine peptidase inhibitor Kazal type 9. The transcript is spliced from 4 exons. Lineage: Eukaryota; Metazoa; Chordata; Mammalia; Chiroptera; Phyllostomidae. Gene Ontology annotation, molecular function: protein binding. The record is from RefSeq and is a predicted model, not a curated record. The coding region runs from base 60 to 317 and encodes 85 amino acids.